Messenger RNA from Colletotrichum orchidophilum, 1344 nucleotides. RefSeq names its product TLC domain-containing protein. Gene Ontology annotation, biological process: ceramide biosynthetic process. Gene Ontology annotation, cellular component: membrane. Lineage: Eukaryota; Fungi; Ascomycota; Sordariomycetes; Glomerellales; Glomerellaceae. The record is from RefSeq and is a predicted model, not a curated record. Gene Ontology annotation, molecular function: sphingosine N-acyltransferase activity. The coding region runs from base 1 to 1344 and encodes 447 amino acids. The transcript has 3 exons.
AUGGCUGACUCCGAGCCAUUCCCUCUCUUCAACACCUCCGUCGACCAAUUGCAUUCCAUCGUCGACCACUCCCCAAGCCCUCGAAUAACACGACGACGCAAGUCAAGCGCACUUGGCCCAGAUAUCCGCGCUGGCGAUACAGGACCCGCGCUUGCAACCGCCAGAGACAGCUCUAUCACACCCACUGUACCUACAAAACGCCCUUCAAAGCGUCGGCGAGCUCGUGGCGGCUUCGCCCGUAUUCGACAAGCCAUGGCCAAGCACACGUAUCUCGUGCCCGCCCUCAUCAUCGCUCUCACCCUGGUCCUUUACAUCGUCAAACCAAACGAGUCGAAUCCCCUCCAUCGCUUUAUUUUCCUCUCCUACCGCUUACCAUUCGAUCCCGCCAACCCUGAUGCUCCUGUUCAGUAUGGCAAGGGCCUAUGGGACAUCGCCUUCGUAUCAUUUUGGACCGUAAUCUUGACUUUUACCCGGGAAUUUAUUAUGCAAGAAGUCCUACGGCCUCUCGCUCGCGCUGCCGGAAUUCGCUCUCGCGGCAAGCAGGCUCGGUUCAUGGAGCAGAUGUACACCGCCGUUUACUUCGGCUGCCUUGGCCCUGCUGGUCUGUUCGUCAUGAGCAAGACGCCCGUUUGGUACUACAGCACACGCGGCAUGUACCAAGACUUCCCGCAUUUGACACACGAGGCUGGCUUCAAGUUCUAUUAUCUUUUCCAGGCUGCCUAUUGGGCUCAACAGGCAAUUGUCUUGCUGUUGGGUAUGGAGAAGCCCCGCAAAGACUUCAAGGAGCUGGUCGGCCACCACAUCGUCAGUCUUGCUCUGAUUGCUCUUAGCUACCGCUUCCACUUCACCUAUAUGGGACUGGCAGUUUACUCCACUCACGACAUCAGUGACUUCUUUCUUGCUACGUCCAAGGUACUCAAUUACAUCGAUUCCCCAAUCGUCGGUCCUUACUUCUUCCUCUUCAUGUGUGUCUGGGUCUACCUGCGUCACUUCAUCAACUUGAAGAUUAUCCUAUCCCUUUUCACCGAGUACACCACGGUCGGGCCGUUCGAAUUGAACUGGGCCACCCAGCAGUACAAGUGUACGCUCUCGCAGUACAUCACUCUCGGGCUCCUUUCGUCGCUCCAGGCUCUGAAUCUCUUCUGGCUGUUCUACAUUUUCCGCAUCGCCUAUCGCUUCCUUCGCUACGACAUUGCGGAAGAUGACCGCAGUGAUGCCGAAGUCACCGAUGUUGAUGACGAGGCUGAGAAGAAGAAUGCUCUGCCCGAGAAGAGCAACGGCUACACCACCGGAGUCAAUGGUUAUGCGCUUCAUGCCAGACUUGCCAAUGGCCAUGGACGAUAG